CAGGUAAUGUCUGCUAAAAAGUGACAGAGCGUCGAUCGCUCAACUCAAGUUUCACCACGACUGCAACUGUUCAACAUGCUGGGUCCUCCAUAGAUGUAGGACGCUUGCCUUCAGGACGUUGUUAUUGAGGCUGUCAUAUAGCAGCAACAGCGCCGACGGACGCCCACUUGCAUCAGCCUUCCUCCUGCUGGAACUUCCAGAGCAGUUUGCUGUUUUGGCAUUUCCGACUACUGUGCGGAUUAUUGCGUCGUUCAAGCGACUCGAGUACUCUGCGAGCAAAGCGCUUGUGAAGGUGAACAGCUAAUCCCCCAUCGGAUAUAAGCGUAUCGUUGUCUCUCGCAACCAUGCUGUACGAUUCUGCGUACGCAAGCGAAAUCAAGGCGUGGCUAGCCUCCAAACUCGAACCAAUAUGCGACGCCGAUCCAGAUGUCCUAGCCGACUACGUUCUGGCUCUGCUGAAGCACGAUGAUGAUGCGGUAAAGCUAGCGCAAACUCUGAAUGAUCAACUUUCCGACUUUUUGGCGGACAAUACCAUAUCUUUCUCCCAAGAAACUGUGGAGAUGCUCCAGCAGCGCUCGUAUCUGCCUGCAUCUGCACCAGCCGAGCCACCGAGUCCAUCCGCGAUGGACACUUCAAGCAGCCGCAAGCGCGGACGACCAGAGGGGCGAGAAGACGGGGACACAUCGAUGACCAAGUCGUUGCGCUCUGGAGAUGGUCAACAAGGAGAUGGUGCUCAGAACGACGCUUGGGCAAAUAGACGGAUAGGUAGUGGAUCAACACGUGGGGGCCGUGGAGGCGGCGGUGGAGGGAGGAUGGGCAAUGUGUCCCCUAUCGGCGAUCGACAACAGCAGCCAGGCGGGAGAGUCACCUUGCCGGAAGGAAUGUGCAGGGAUUUCCACCUGCGAGGGUUCUGCUCCCGUGGCGAUUCGUGCAAGUACCAACAUCUUCCAACGAAUGGCCAGCCUUGGGGAAUGCCACAGCCGGGGGCCUUCCCUAUGCCUGGCUCAGUGCCUGGCUCAGUGCCCAUGCCGACGCCUCCCCAAGCUGGCGGCGAAGAUGCAGAGAUGUCCAAUGGGGCUCUCAGCGUGAAUAAUGGCCUUCCUGACCAGCCGAACCCGGUUAUGAUGCCUUUCCCAUUCCCUGGGAUGCCGGGGAUGCCAGGGAUGCCCGGCCUGCCGCCAAUGCCUGGAAUGGAUUUUGGCAUAUUUGCCAAUGGAGAUGGUGGACGAGGUCGAGGGCGAGGACAAGGGUCAGGGCCCGGGCGCGGCGGGCGUGGCAUGAAUGGACAGUUCCGUUCCACACGGCGCUCUCAGACGACGCUUGUCAUUGAGAACGUUCCAUCAGAAAACCUGGACCUGAUGCAGGUCAACGAGCGCUUCAAGCGCUUUGGCACUAUAACCAAUAUCCAGAUCGACAAGGCUGGCCGAAAAGCUCUCGUAUCUUACUCGACGGCCGACGAGGCUCGCCGUGCUCACUCCGAUCCCGAUGUGAUCUUUGGCAGUCGCUUCGUCAAGGUCUACUUCCAAGCCUUGGACGACCAGCCGAGCAGCGAUGGUGCCCACUCGCCCGGGCAGAACGCAGGCGCCAGAGGGCCUUCCGCUUCUUCAUCCGCAUCGCGCAGUGGCCGAGGCGGUACGCCUGGCUGGGGUGGCAAAGGAAGCGGCCGCCAGCCGGUUAUUACAGCAGCCGACGUCAAGAUGCUGUCUGCAGACGCAAAGGCCAAGCAGUCCGCUGUUGCCACUAUGCUGGAAGAACAGAAGUUGCUCAUGUCCGGCAUCACCAUGCUCGAUGGCGACGCAAAAAAGAAGGCUAUGAGCCGUCUGCGUGAGCUGGCGACCACCAUUCCGUUGGCGACGCAGCAGGCGAAGGAAGCUGCAGAGAAGGUCCAGAAUGUCGGACCUGUCACGCCCAUUCCUGAGAGCUCCAAGGCUCUCAUGGAGAAGGCAAAGAAACGACAGCUGGACCGAGAGCUCGAUGCGAUGGCCGCUAGUGGUGUAGGUGCAUCCAUGGCAGUGGAUGGGGAAGAGGGAGGAACGGGGGCUAGCGAAGACGGCGCAUCCACUGAGGAGCUCAAGGCGAAGCUCCUAAGUCUCAAGGCUGAGGCCGCUGCACUGGGUAUCGAUGCCUCUGGUGCAACUGGCGGUCGUGGUCGAGGCCGCAGCGGGCGCUUCCUGACUCGAGGAGCAUAUCGCGGGAGGGGUGGUGCGGCCUGCGGCUUCCAACGCGGCUUUGCCAACCUUGACAAUCGUCCAACGAAGCUGCUUGUCGACCUCACAACCGAGGGCGGCGAUGCCAUUGACGGCGAGAAGAGGGAGAAAGUCAUAGCUUGGUUCAAGAAUUUUGGCGAGUUCGAGAAUAUCGAAGAGGGGGAUUCUGGUGCGUCAAGCAAGCUUGUGAUCAAGUGGAAGAACAGACACGAGGGAGAUAAGGCUGUUUGGUCUGGCGGUAACAUUCCAGACGUUGGGAAGGUUAAGAUGCAUUGGGCAGCAGUGGCGGUAUCAUCUCCUGCUUCCGCUGCUGGUACUGAGACGACCAGCCCGGCUACUGCUGCAAAUGGGGACCAGACUUCGUUCGCGAUGACAGCAGUUUGAAAAACCGCGACGACAGAGCGAAGCGAGGAAGACAUGUGCAAUGAAGUAUAGUGUGUCUCGCAUGCUAUCCAAAAGCUGAGGGACAAGACUGCACUCGGGCUGAUACGCCGAGGCGGCUCGUAUCAACUUUUUGACAAAGCACAGAUUUGAAUCACAUGCUUGGUGUGAAAGAAAACAACGUGGAGCACGCACUGACAGAAAGAAGUAGACGAAGUCGGCCAUUUGCAUACUCCUGCUGCUUUUAUACAUUGCACAGGGCAUCAUAG
This is a messenger RNA of Tilletiaria anomala UBC 951, 2857 nucleotides long. RefSeq lists its product as uncharacterized. Gene Ontology annotation, cellular component: nucleus. The record is from RefSeq and is a predicted model, not a curated record. NCBI's taxonomy places the organism in Eukaryota, Fungi, Basidiomycota, Exobasidiomycetes, Georgefischeriales, Tilletiariaceae. Gene Ontology annotation, molecular function: metal ion binding; RNA binding. The transcript is spliced from 6 exons. Gene Ontology annotation, biological process: mRNA processing. Bases 345 to 2591 code for a protein of 748 amino acids.